This is a messenger RNA of Aspergillus steynii IBT 23096, 1055 nucleotides long. RefSeq lists its product as uncharacterized. The record is from RefSeq and is a predicted model, not a curated record. The transcript is spliced from 6 exons. Gene Ontology annotation, molecular function: protein binding. The coding region runs from base 13 to 1032 and encodes 339 amino acids. Lineage: Eukaryota; Fungi; Ascomycota; Eurotiomycetes; Eurotiales; Aspergillaceae.
AAUAAUUGCACGAUGGGCGGCUGGGAUGUCUACUGCGCAAUCUGCGCUUCGAAUUUCAAGAAACGCAUUGUAGCCGACUCUGACGACGAGAGCAAGAACACGUAUAGCGCGGAUGUCAUUGGAGAGAGUGACACAACGUGGCUGGGAAAGGUUCACGGUCUUGGAUUCAAUCGUGAUGCGUCUGGGGAUCGAAAAUCGUUCUUGACAGGGUCGGGCAGGUAUUCGGAUUAUGGGAUAUUAUCUCUCGAACCAGGCGAUGACCCCAAUGUUCCCGCCCACUCCGACGAAGAAAUGAUCGAUUUUGUCGCAUACGACGACCCCGACGGGAACCAACAGCCUGUUUUCCCUGUCCAUGCCACCUGCUAUCAGGACAUCCUGCCGAGGUGUUUUAACGAUACUAAGCAAAAGAUAAACGGCGAUGUACUGUACACUCUCUUCGAGGAGAUCGUGGCAUCCAAUCGCAUGAACAGACUGGAUCUCGACUACGGCGAACCCAAACCCACAAAGGGACAGUACUGGGAGUCGAAGAAAGGCGAAGAGGUCCUGGUGACAAAUCCCGUCCAGAUUCCUCAAUUACCUGAAUAUCUGGGAAAGGCCCAAACCAUCGCUACAAAGACCAAGGAAUCCAAACCGGAGAAUCCCCCAUCAACGGUAGACAUCUUCGACAAGCUCCCGAGCGAACUACGACUUGAAAUCCUGAACCUGCUUCCCACAGCGUCUGCACUGGCCCUGAAAACCGCAUCUUGGACGAUGCUCAAGGCGCCGCUCUCGUGGCGGCAGAAACUAGCAUCUGAUAUGCCCUGGCUUUGGGAGUUUCGCGACCUCGAAGUCGACAUGUGCAGGUCUGGGAAGCUGAAUAGCGAGCUUUCUCAGGUAGUUUCAGAGCUUAACGAGAAGUCGCGAUAUAGCAAAGACCAGACGGGUUAUAUCCCUGGGCUUGUGAACCGCAGGAGGAUCUGGGGCGUUUGCGAGAAUCUCAGGAGCAUGUAUAUGGAUAAGCUGGAGGCCAAGAAGGAUAGCUCAACGCAAUAGGUUUUUCUAUUUUGGAAGUUUAC